Molecule: messenger RNA, 207 nt
Organism: Aspergillus niger
Lineage: Eukaryota; Fungi; Ascomycota; Eurotiomycetes; Eurotiales; Aspergillaceae
Exons: 3
Coding region: 1-207 (68 amino acids)
Source: RefSeq, a predicted model, not a curated record
AUGCCUGAUUAUCUACUUCCUUACAUAUUCCAAGCGGUGGAUGGGGAGGUACUUCCCCAGACCUACUGGGACUGGGAAACGUUGUGCUAUUGUGUGGCAUUCAUCACACCCUUGCUUAUGUCGCUUGCGGGAGGUUGGAGAAGAGCGGAAAUCUUACCAAGUUCAUGCCAUCUCUUCUCUCCACAGUACACCUUCAACGCGGGGUAG